CGAAGUUUGAAGUUUGACCAAUCAGAACUACGAAGGUUUAACGCUUUAUCUCACUCGCGCGAAGUUGAAUAUUACAUUUUGGGAGGUUAGAAUUGCGUACAGUGACUACUGGUACCGGGCUUCCACUCAUCGUACAGGAUGACGAGACAUUAGCUGAUAAUUUCGCCUCCUACUUUUCAGACGAUCCCUUAAACUUACAAUUCCUUACUCACCACCGAAGAAGAAAGAUACCUUUUGGUGAGAUAUUGCAACAAAAGCUAUGGGAACUGUGUCAAAAAAUCUCAGUGAUAUCCUGCUUAAAAUAGAAGAAGCAUGUCAAUCAUCUCCAUCAGUGGGACAGAAAGUUUGUCGCUUAGUUGCAGUUUCGAAAGAAAAACCGAUCCAAUCUAUCAUAGAAGCAUAUAAUGCCGGUCAAAAGCAUUUUGCCGAGAAUAAAAUUGUUCAUUUAUUUGAAAAAAGUCAUUCUUCUGAGGUGGUAAAAUUUUGCCCAGAAAUCAAGUGGCAUUUUAUUGGACGGAUUCAAACCAACAAAAUUAAAAAGCUCGCUGGGGUUAACAAUUUGUACAUAGUGGAGACCUUAGACUCAAUAGAUCAUGCUCAAGUUCUUGAUUCAGCAUGGAGUUCAGUUCACCAGGACCCUUUAAAUGUAAUGAUUCAAGUUAACACUAGUGAAGAGCCACAGAAAGGUGGCAUUAAACCAUCUGAGCUAGUAGACCUACACAAGGGGAUAGAAAUGAAGUGCCCGAACUUGAAGGUUGUCGGUCUGAUGUGUAUAGGACAGGAAGGAGUAGAUACCACUGUCGCCCCGAAUCCAGACUUUUUGAGACUUGUACAAUGUAGACAAAUACUCGCAUCGUCUUUGGGAAAGUCACCUUUGGAUUUUGAAUUGAGUAUGGGAAUGUCUGCAGAUUUUGAGCAUGCUAUACGACUUGGAAGUACUAAUGUGCGCAUAGGUACUUCUAUAUUUGGACCACGGUAACCGCAUUACAUGGCUCAAAAGCAUAUCACUAUCGAAGGACAAACUCUCAGCUAGUUUUUUUCCAGUUCAAAUGAUGUGACUAUUUCAAUAAAUUUCCAUCUUCAUUUAUCUGCAUUAACUGAUGAAUUCAGUUUUUCAAUGGUGUUGAAUUUACUUUGUUAUCUUGUUCAUGAAACUGAUGUUUUGAACACUUUCUGAAAAAAUUAAUAAAGACACAAUACAUAAUAGACCAC
Molecule: messenger RNA, 1212 nt
Organism: Heterobilharzia americana
Lineage: Eukaryota; Metazoa; Platyhelminthes; Trematoda; Strigeidida; Schistosomatidae
Source: the annotation of a GenBank genome assembly